AUGUCCCCGGAAUCUGCGAUGUCGCAUUACAUUGAUGCUCUUCCCUAUCGUGACAUGAUCGUGGGAAUUGGUCUAGAUUCUCUGGAAACAGAUCGCCCGCCUCUUCUGUUCGAAGAUGUAUUUCAACGAGCGAGAGAAGAUGGUUUCAAGAUUACUUGCCACUGCGACGUCGGUGCGAAGGAUUCCUUACGCCAUAUUGCGCAGGUAAUCGACCAGCUGGGUGGUACAGGAGCGGACCGGAUUGACCACGGUCUGCAUGCUGCGGAUGACCCUUCUCUUCUCGCUAAGGUGAAGGAGAAGGACCUGGGAAUGACAAUCUGCCCAUGGGGCUACUUAUGCUACUCCGGCGAGACCCAGAUUCUAGAACGUAUCCGUAUUAUCCACGACGCGGGUAUAAAGAUUGCGAUCGGAAGUGACGACCCAGCUUAUAUGGAAGACGUCUGGCUGAACAAUAGUCUCCACAUGCUGCGUGAAUUAUGCCAUUUUACCGAUGAUGAUUUCGUAGCGCUACAGAGCUUAUUCGCUGGUUGA
Aspergillus oryzae RIB40 is the source of this 531-nucleotide messenger RNA. RefSeq lists its product as uncharacterized. NCBI's taxonomy places the organism in Eukaryota, Fungi, Ascomycota, Eurotiomycetes, Eurotiales, Aspergillaceae. Gene Ontology annotation, molecular function: adenine deaminase activity. Gene Ontology annotation, biological process: purine ribonucleoside monophosphate biosynthetic process; adenine catabolic process; hypoxanthine salvage. The record is from RefSeq and is a predicted model, not a curated record. Gene Ontology annotation, cellular component: cytosol. The transcript is spliced from 2 exons. Bases 1 to 531 code for a protein of 176 amino acids.